This is a messenger RNA of Myodes glareolus (Bank vole), 3993 nucleotides long. The record is from RefSeq and is a predicted model, not a curated record. NCBI's taxonomy places the organism in Eukaryota, Metazoa, Chordata, Mammalia, Rodentia, Cricetidae.
CGCCCUAGAGCGGGUGACGGGAGCCGGGACCGCGGCCUCCGGGACCCUGCUGCCCAGGCCGGCCGGGCGGGAGCGGGAGUGCGUGGACCCCACCCUCGAGACAACCGGCACCCGGACCUGCUCCCUCUCCCGUGGGAGGGAAGACCCUCCCCACUGCCGGGACCGCCAGAAGAGAUCGCCGCAGGGCACGCGCUGUCCCUCCCACGCUGGCUCUGGAGGAGACCCCCAGAAGUCGGGAAGGGUAGUGGGACUUGAAGGACCCGGAGUGAGACCGUCCCCACUCCUCACCGCACUCCAGACAGUUCGGGACUUUGGAGGCAGAGAGAAAGGGAGCCAUGCCUGUGGAGUAGGCACCCCGCAUCCCACCCAGUACUCACCGCGGAGAGGCGUCCUGACACGCACAAGCCAGGACUCUCCGGGGAACCGGCAGCAAUCGGUUCCAGUUUGCUGGAGAGUGGAAGACCUCGCCCCUCAACUUCCGUGCACCUAGACAGUGGACCCGGGCAGAGCCCCACCGCUCAGAUCUCCAACAGACAGAAAGAGCCCUCAGCCCCUGAAAGAGCCAGUUUGGGGGAGAGGGGGAUUCCCCCAAGGGGGAGGAGACAACUCCUGGUUGGGAGAGGCUCCUCCCCUCCUCCCUAGGGUAGCAGGCAGGGUGUGGGGGGUGUGCCACCUUCCCCAGGUAGGUCCUCCCUCUCCCACCCCUCCUCCUUCGACUCCUCUUCCUCGGGGGACAGAGUUCCCGGCUCCAGCUUGGGAGGCUCCGCCAGGCGCUGGAAGAGUCACUGAGGAUGAGCCCCGUCACCUGCCUGUGAAGAGGGGAAUCCCUGCAACCACAGACUUCUGUACCAGGUGGUUUCCUCCGGUGGCUGGGGGAACCUUGGAGGCAGCACUGAGGUCUUCAUUAGCUGUCCCGUGGAUGUGAUGGAGCCUGCCCUUUGGCUGCCUUUCCCAGAUUCUCUGUGUAUUUCCUUCCAGUCUUCCAGCAUGCCGAGAAGAAUGUGGCCCAACUCAGGUUCUGCCUAAGCCCAGUGGCACGAAGCCCACCUGGAGAGAGAACCCAGAAGCACAAUGGCCUCCGACCUAGAGAGCAGCCUCACCUCCAUAGACUGGCUGCCCCAGCUGACUCUCCGAGCUAGUAUUGAGAAGCUGGGGAGCGCUUCUCAGGCUGUGCCUCCAGGGGGCAGCCGAAAGUGUUCCCCAGGCUCCCCCACGGAUCCUAACGCCACCCUCAGCAAAGAUGAAGCAGCAGUCCAUCAGGAUGGCAAGCCACGCUACAGCUACGCCACCCUCAUCACCUAUGCCAUCAACUCAUCUCCAGCCAAGAAGAUGACCCUCAGUGAGAUUUACCGCUGGAUCUGCGAUAACUUCCCCUAUUACAAGAACGCUGGCAUUGGUUGGAAGAAUUCCAUUCGACACAACCUUUCUCUUAACAAGUGCUUCCGGAAGGUGCCCAGACCGCGGGACGACCCUGGGAAGGGCUCUUAUUGGACAAUUGACACCUGCCCUGACAUUUCCCGGAAGAGAAGGCACCCUCCGGAUGAUGAUCUGCCCCAAGACUCCCCAGAACAGGAGGCCAGCAAAAGCCCUCGGGGAGGUGUUCCAGGGAGUGGAGAAACCUCACUGCCUCAUGAGGGGACUCCUCAGAUGUCACUGCAGAGCCCCUCUUCCAUGGCCAGCUACAGCCAGGCCCCGGGGUCUGUGGAUGGUGGAGCAGUGGCAGCAGGGGCUCCAGGCCGCGAAAGCACAGAGGGCGCCCCUCCGCUCUACAACACCAACCAUGACUUCAAAUUCUCCUACUCAGAGAUCAACUUUCAGGACCUCAGCUGGUCCUUCCGCAACCUCUACAAGUCCAUGCUGGAGAGGUCCUCCUCCUCCUCACAGCACGGAUUUUCCUCACUCCUGGGAGACAUGCCGCCUUCUAACAACUACUACAUGUACCAGCAACCACCUCAGCAGCAGCAGCAACAGCAGCAGCAGCCGCCACCCCAACAGUCACAGCCACAGCAGCCACAAGCACCUGCUCAGGGCCCCUCAACUGUAGGGGGUGCCCCUCCACUGCACACCCCAAACCCUGAUGGUUGUACUACUCCAGGGGGAAAACAAGCCGGAGCUGAAGGCUAUGGCCCCCCCUCUGUGAUGGCCAUGCAUCCCCCGCCACUACAACAUGGAGGCUACCACCCUCAUCAGCACCAUUCCCACUCCCACCCUGCCCAGCAGCCACCGCAGCAGCAAGCACAGAGCCAGGCGCCCAUCAACAGCACUGGCUUUGGUGAGCACGGAGGGGACAGAGAAAGCUGGGAGGAGGCCUUCCCUCCAGACUGGUGCUCCAAUAUCGACUCCUUAAAGGAAAGCUUCAAAAUGGUGAACCGGCUCAACUGGUCCAGCAUUGAGCAGUCCCAGUUCUCAGAGCUGAUGGAGAGUCUACGGCAGGCAGAGCAGAAGAACUGGACCCUCGACCAGCAUCACAUCGCCAACCUGUGUGACUCGCUCAACCACUUCCUCACCCAGACUGGUCACAUGCCCCCGCAAGGGGGCUCCCACCGACCACCUGCCCCUGCCCGCAUCGCUGACUCCUGUGCUCUUACCAGCGGCAAACCGGAGCCAUCCAUGAACCAAGUGAACUCUUAUGGGCAUCCGCAAGCCUCCCAUCUCUACCCUGGCCCAGCACCAAUGUACCCAAUCCCCACCCAGGACACAACAGGAUACAAUCGCCCAGCACACCACAUGGUUCCUCGGCCACCUGUCCCACCUCCUGGUGCCAAUGAGGAGAUUGCCGAUGACUUCGACUGGGACUUGAUCACUUAAUGAAUCAGAGUGGACAUCAGCCCGCGGCCUGGUGGUGAAUUCUCGCCAUGGGGGAAGAACAGUCCCCGUCCAUCCUCCCCAAACCUGUAUAUAGAUAUAUAGCUUCUUUCCAUUCUCUCUGUCAGAGAAGCCACCGCAAGAUGCUGCCGAAGAUAAUCCCAUUUCCUUCCUCAUUCUCUGUUCCCUCCUAGUUCUUUUAUUAUUAUUCUAAUUAUAUUAUUAUUAUUAUUGGUUAUAUGCUGCCCAAUCUACUGCCCCUCACCGUGGGCUGUGUCCUCCUCUUUCCUGUUUGGAAUCUUCAAGCUGCAAGAUGAGGCCAUGGUAGCCGUGGAGAAAGGUUUCAGAUUCUUGUUCACCUUUCUCUCUGAGAAAUGCAAUGCUACUUCCAACUUUCAUCUCUAGACUAUGUUCUAUUCCUGUCUGUUUCAGGCUGGCCUGAAGAGGCCUCAGCAAGUGGAGGGGGGGUCUAAGACACUGUUUGGCAGCCAUGACUUUGCAGGUUUUAUUCAAUGGUGCUAAUUGUGUCCUCUGAACUCUUCCUUUAUGUACCCAGCCUUUUCUUCUUCUGGUAGUCCUCAUUCUCCGUGAAGGGUAGGCUUGGACAGCGGAGUCGAGUAGAAAGCUGUGGAGAAGUGAUGGGCUGUAAAUCAGCAUGAGGUUAGGUGGCACUGCCAUGUCAGGGCAUCCCUGGCUUCCUCCUGCCAUGUCAGGGCAUCCCUGGCUUCUUCCUGCCGUGUCAGGGCAUCCCUGGCUUCUUCCUGCUGUGUCAAGGGAUCUCUGGUUUCCUCCUGCCAUGUUAAGGCAUCCAUGGUUUCUUUCCGUCUUGUCAGGCAUCCCUGGUUCGUCCAGCCAUAUCAGGCAUCCCUGGCUUCUCCCUGCCAUGUCAGGACAUCCCUGGCUUCCUCCUGCCUUGUCUAUGUAUCCCUGACUUUCUCCUAGAUCACGCUCUCAGGUUAGCUUAUAUGGGAGGGCACGAGGACCACUGUUCAUUAUAGGUUCAACCUCUUGGAAACACUUUCAAUUUAAAGCAUUUGACUUUGGAAAAUCUGAUAAUUAGCUGUGGCUAUUACUGCAUAUAUAAAUUAUCUUCCAUCUUUUCCCCUUCAGCAAAUACUAUUUUGUCUUCCUAUAGCUGUUUGUCCAAAUAAUCCACCUGUUUUAUUUUCGUCUCCCAUUUUCUGAGAG